Lasiosphaeria miniovina is the source of this 414-nucleotide messenger RNA. RefSeq names its product heterokaryon incompatibility protein-domain-containing protein. The annotation marks the transcript as partial. NCBI's taxonomy places the organism in Eukaryota, Fungi, Ascomycota, Sordariomycetes, Sordariales, Lasiosphaeriaceae. The record is from RefSeq and is a predicted model, not a curated record. The transcript has a single exon.
UACCAGCCCCUCCGGAAGGCUGUUCAAGAGAUCCGACUCCCAACCAUCGCGGCGAGCGGGGAUGAGGCUAACCCUAUUGAAUGCGCCAUGGAGAGCGUAGCGUCUACUCAAGCACCUCGCUUCCUUGCGCUCUCGUAUCUGUGGGGAGACGCGAGUACGACACACGAGAUUGUACUGAACGGCAACAAGUUCCCUGUCGCGACGAACCUACACCUAACACUUAUAGCCCUGCGCCGCCGCCCCAUGGUCGACCACGUAUGGAUCGACGCCCUCUGCAUCGACCAGUCGUCCAACGACGAAAAGAGCUCGCAGGUAGCGCUCAUGGGAAACAUCUACUCGCGCGCAGCCCAAGUCCUAAGCUGGCUCGGCCCGGCCGCUGACGAUAGUGAUGCCGCCUUCGAGCUCGUGCGCCGC